This is a messenger RNA of Synchiropus splendidus (mandarinfish), 3130 nucleotides long. RefSeq lists its product as uncharacterized. Bases 78 to 2957 code for a protein of 959 amino acids. The transcript is spliced from 17 exons. NCBI's taxonomy places the organism in Eukaryota, Metazoa, Chordata, Actinopteri, Syngnathiformes, Callionymidae. Gene Ontology annotation, cellular component: extracellular region. Gene Ontology annotation, biological process: proteolysis. Gene Ontology annotation, molecular function: serine-type endopeptidase activity; calcium ion binding. The record is from RefSeq and is a predicted model, not a curated record.
UUGAGCUUAGCCUCUCUCCUUCGGGGCAGUCUGUUCAGGUUUUAGAGAGUCACUGUUUUUUCAAGACGAAGACCACCAUGAUGAUCAGGCGACUUUUUAUUCUGCUGCCAGCCCUUGUCACUGCUGCUGCAGCUGCUGCGGUGUUUGUGGAGCAGCAAGAUGCCAAUUUGUUACUACGGCAACGGCGUGCCAACAGCGGCUUCCUGGAGGAACUGAAACAAGGAAAUCUGGAGCGUGAAUGUCUGGAAGAAAUCUGUGACUAUGAAGAAGCGCGUGAAGUCUUUGAAGACGAUGCUAAAACGAGACAAUUCUGGCUGACAUAUGAGGGCAAAGACCCAUGUCAGGUUAACCCAUGUAAGAACAAUGGAACGUGUCUUAACGUCGGACCAUCCUACGAAUGCCAGUGCGCUGAUGGAUUCGAAGGAAAAUACUGCCAAACAGUGUUUGAAGAUUCCCUUAAGUGUCUUUACAAGAAUGGACAGUGUCGUCACUUUUGUGACGGAUCUGGACAACGUCGCAAAUGCUCCUGCGCACAUUCUUACAUGCUUGGAGAGGACGGACGAGACUGUAUUGCUGAGGUGGAGUUUCCAUGUGGCGAACUGCCCCCAGCCAUGGAUCAGAGUGUUAUCGGACAAACACGGAUGGUGGGAGCAAACCACUGUCCUGAAGGGGAGUGCCCCUGGCAGGUUUUGAUUCAACUUGGUGGUCUCAGUCACUGCGGAGGUGCUCUAAUUCGUCCAGAUUGGGUGAUCACCGCUGCACACUGUGUCCAAGGAAAUCUUCCUGCCAACCUCACUGUGGUACUCGGUGAGCAUCACCUGGACAACCUUGACAGCACUGAGCAGUACAGGUCCGUUUCCAUGGUGAUUAUCCACAAGGACUAUGUGCCUUUGACUGGCGAGAGUGAUAUUGCUCUGCUGCGUCUGGAACACGCUGCCACCUUGAGCCGCUACAUUCGCCCAGUCUGUCUGCCCACCCGAGGCUUUGCAGAGCACGAGCUCCUCCCACUACGUUAUCACACCGUGUCUGGGUGGGGCAAGAAGAUCGACGCAGGCAAACCAGAAGCUCCCGGUGCACCACCAAGCUCUCCUGUCCUCCGAAAGAUGUCUGUUCCAAUCCUUCAAAACUCCCAGUGCUCACAAUACUCUGGGUUUAACUUUACAGCCACCAUGCUCUGCGCCGGGUACCUGGAAGGUCAGCAAGAGAGUUGCCGCGGCGACGAUGGCAGUCCUCUCGUAUCUCAGUAUGGCUCUACCCACUUCUUGCUUGGGGUAGUUGGCUGGGGUCAAGGAUGCUCCCAACCAGGCUACUACGGUGUCUACAACAACAUGGUCCACUUUGUGGACUGGGUGGAGUCUACUAUGAAGUCUCCGCCCACGGCUACCAAGUCAUUGGCCUCACCCUGGUUUGCACAGCCCCUGAUCUCAGACUCCAUUACUGACGCGGAUCGUCUGGCUGUACCCACCAUGCUUCUCUGGUCAUUCCUCGUCUUCCUGCUCCUCGACCUCACCACCCCUCACGUAUUUGUGGGGAACGAUGAGGCGCACCAGAUUUUAACCCGCCGCAGACGCGCCAACAGUUUCCUGGAGGAAAUGAAACAAGGAAACAUGGAACGAGAGUGUGUUGAAGAACGCUGCAGCUAUGAAGAGGCACAUGAGAUAUUUGAAGAUGAUGUGAAGACAAAUGAAUUUUGGGCUGUGUACUAUGAUGGAGAUGCAUGUUUAUCCCAACCCUGUGCUAAUGGAGGCCGGUGCAAGGAUGGCAUAGGCAGUUACUCUUGUUACUGUCAAACCGGCAACCAGGGCUACAACUGUGAAAUUGUGAUCCCGGAACUUUGUGAGAACAACAAUGGUGACUGUCAACAUUUCUGUAAUGUUGUUGAUGAGAACGUCCAGUGUUCGUGUGCGACUGGUUACUUCUUGUCAUCUGAUGGCAAAACCUGUGAGUCUGACGAACCUUUCAAAUGUGGGGUCAUCCAUGACGACAAGACUCGAACGAUAUUCAUGUAUGACCGCUCAAACAAAACAGCAGAAAUGAACGCACAGCUGAACCAAACAGAGUUUGAGAGCAACAUCCCCUGGCAUGUUACUGAAACAUCAGCGCCCUUCGACAGCAGCAAUACCACUCGGGAAUACUACGACAUUGAGGAUGUCAUCGAAUCGCAAGACGCAAGCAGGGUCCGUAUUGUAGGCGGUGAUGACUGCCCGCCGGGGAACUGCCCAUGGCAGGCCCUGAUACUGAAUGAAAAGCACAAAGGCUUCUGUGGUGGAACAAUCCUGAACGAGUACAUCAUCCUGACCGCUGCCCACUGCAUGGACCGAGCAAAAUACUUCUAUGUCAAGCUGGGUGAGUUUGACGUUCUGGUCGAUCACGGACACGAGGCAACCCAUCAGGUUGAGAAGAUCAUCAGACACAAUGGUUUUUCGACCACGUACGAGAACGACAUUGCACUCAUCAAACUGACCAAGCCCAUAAAAUUCAGUCGCUACAUCUUGCCGGCGUGCCUCCCGGAGAUGAACUUUGCUGAAAAGGUUCUGAUGCGGCAGCCAGAAGGACUGGUCAGUGGGUUUGGCCGGUUAGUCGAGGGUGGCGCGCCAGCCACAAUCUUACAGAGGCUUUCGGUGCCAUAUGUGGAUAGACAGCUCUGCCUGGAGUCCACUAACCUGCGCAUCUAUUCGAGCAUGUUCUGUGCUGGGUAUGACAAAAUUCGCAAGGACGCAUGCCAGGGUGACAGCGGCGGCCCACACGUCACACAGUACCGCGGCACAUAUUUUGUUACUGGAGUUGUUAGCUGGGGGGAGGGUUGUGCUCGAGCCGGAAAGUAUGGCGUCUACACACAAGUUUCAAAGUACCUGGAAUGGAUCCGUAAGGGAAUGGAAAGGUUAAUGAGCAACCCUGCCAUUACUAACCCCAGGAACAAGCGGCAACCAAAAAAGAUAAAGAGAAUGGUUCAGUAAAAGAAAUUUGGUUUGCCACAGUCGUGAUUUUCACUUGAGCUGUUUUACAAAAACAAUCCAGCUAUUCAAAGUCUCGAUCCUCAUCCUAAAAGUCCACGUGACGUGUACAAUGAUAAAGAACUCAUCCUCACCUUUGCUUCAAGAUCAGUUGAAAUAAAAAAGUUCAGACUUUU